This is a messenger RNA of Patiria miniata (bat star), 2296 nucleotides long. RefSeq names its product interleukin-1 receptor accessory protein-like 1. The transcript is spliced from 8 exons. NCBI's taxonomy places the organism in Eukaryota, Metazoa, Echinodermata, Asteroidea, Valvatida, Asterinidae. Gene Ontology annotation, biological process: signal transduction. The coding region runs from base 109 to 1977 and encodes 622 amino acids. The record is from RefSeq and is a predicted model, not a curated record.
AAACAACGUGCUCGUCAUCACGUCACGGAUCCGGAACGGGAUGGAAUGCGGACGUGAGCUGUGUGCACUGUAGUUGGACAUGUUGGACGAGGAUAUGUGUAGUAAUAAAUGUGCUGUAAUCUCAUUUUUGUUGUUGUAAACCAGAAUUUUCCUUUCCUUCAAUUUAAUAAUAUUUUUCGUACACUCUGGGGGGUAAGGGUUAAUAUUUUCACCUAUUCUAGCUCAGAUUUGUUUUGUAAACAGCCGAGUUUUGUUAAUUGCAAGUCAGUCAUCGGAUCAUCACAACUGAUCACUGAGAAUUGCAGGAAUGCCUUUCAAAGCUUCAGUGAAUUUCAGCCCGAAAUGAACAGAGCGGCCCUUUUCAGUCUGAUGGUUGCCAUGGUAAUUGGCAGCAUCAGUGCCAACAACAAGUGCAACGAUGCUCAAACUAACGGGGCGACAGCGACAACGGCGAUUCCUGACAUUGAAGUGACGUUGGACCAGCCAGAUUGCAAACUCUACAAUGUCCAAGAAGGUCUACCAUUCGGCUUCACUUCACCCCAGCAAAUCUCUGUCGUCACUGUCACCUUUCUGAAUUACGUCGCCCUCGACUGCUCGGCCCAGAACUAUUGCAGAAUCCGGUGGUUUAAAGAUGGUGCGCCUUUUGAAAUGCAAAAUAAAGUUGGGCUGAGUCACGACAACCAGACAUUGGAGAUUCAAGAAGCCUACUAUAGUCGAGCAGGCAACUACACGUGUGUGGUGACAAAUGCAACGGACACCAUCAGGCGCACAACUCAGCUGAUUGUUAGGGAGGAACCGUGGAACAAAGAACCGUAUCCAUUGUCUGCAGACAGUUGCGCCAACCAGACGGCAAACAUCGGAGACGCAGCUGAAUUUUUCUGCAUCUUCUUUGCCGGUGAUUUCAGCAAGGACGUGCAACUGACUUGGUACAAGUGGUCGGUGUCCGGAGCAUGGGUACCAGUCAGUGCCUUGUACAUGCGGAAAACGAGGUACGAGGAGCGGCUAGACUAUUCUGAACUUCGACAGUACAGUGGAAGUGGCUGCAAACCGACCGCCGGGAUGCGUUUGAACAUUAGGGAUGUGACUGAAGAAGCAUACGGUGACUAUCGACUUGAGGGAAACAACAGCUACGGAACAACACACACCGAACCCCUGUCUCUUUCAGCGCCGCCUCCUAAACCUCGGCUAGACCUGACUGCCGUUAUAACGGCCAGUGGGUUGGUGGCGUUGAUGUUGAUUCUAGGAGUAGUGAUGGCCCUGGCGUGGCAGUUUGUCAAGCUGGACUUCAAGAUAUGGAGGAAGAACCGCUUUGGGGCUUUGGAAGAUGACGAUGGCAAAACAUACGAUGCCUUUAUCUCCUAUGCUGAUGAGGACUUGCCGUUUGCACUCAACAUCCGUGAGAGGCUGGAGCAGUCUGGGUACAGUGUCUGCGUUGGUGACAUUGACUUCACACCAGCAACAACUUUAGUUGAGGAGAUUAUUCUUGCCCUGAACACCAGCCGUCGUUGCAUGAUCAUCAUCUCGCCGGAUUUCAUCCGCGCUCGGCACAGUGCCAUCCAAGUGGACGUCGCCAUGGAGCAGAUGCUCCAUCGUCAGAUCAAGAUCGUUCCUGUCAUCUACCGUGACGUCUCCUCUGUCGACUGCGCGGAGCUGCCAGUCCUAAAGCGCAUCCUGGCCAACGUGCGCCGCGUCACCUACGACGAGAAUGCUGCCGCUGAAAAGUUCACCAAGCAGCUGCUGGUACACAUGCCCCCCCACCGGCCCGUGCUUCCACCACAAAGAGAUGGGAUCGAAGGCAGAAUCCUACUCCGGGGUUCUGUGUCCUCCGCGAACGGACAGGUGGAUGGAAACAUGCCCGGGAUUCAGGAGAACGCCAGGGAAUGUGAGAUGAACCGUUUCCUCAAAGAUGUUGCAGAAGCAGGGAACAAGAAUCCUCACGCGGUCCAAGAUCAAAGGGAGAUUGCCGUGCUAUGCUGAAUGACUUGUUUUUGUCUCGCCUGUACAAGACUUUUGUUCCAAACAGUCUUGCUCUGUUACAUUGUACUAUUGCCAAAAAUUUUGAACUGGAUUUCCGUGUUGAUGUUAAUUGUCAUGUAAAUAUAUUUUUGGUAGCUAUAAAAUACUUGCAAGGUAUUUAAAAAAAAAAGUUAUUUAAGUUUACGCUGCCACAAAAUUUCUGAAUGCAUGUAUAUAUAUUAUUUUCUUCUGCAAUUUUUCUUACAUAUUUUUUAAUAUUUUGUCAUACAGUACUCAUAGUUAUUGACUUACAAUAAAUUAAGAUAUUUUUAUCAAUUAA